This is a messenger RNA of Protopterus annectens (West African lungfish), 4526 nucleotides long. It is a transcript of the gene FKRP, whose product is annotated as fukutin related protein. The transcript is spliced from 4 exons. NCBI's taxonomy places the organism in Eukaryota, Metazoa, Chordata, Ceratodontiformes, Protopteridae. Gene Ontology annotation, biological process: protein O-linked glycosylation via mannose. Gene Ontology annotation, cellular component: Golgi apparatus. The coding region runs from base 244 to 1869 and encodes 541 amino acids. The record is from RefSeq and is a predicted model, not a curated record.
UAGCCAACAGUUACGCGCUCUAUGUAAUAUAUACGUCAUUGAAGAGAGACGGCAAGAGCUUCUCUGUUUGUCUCGGAGAAAAAUAGUAUUAUUCACACAUUUGAGGUCCACGGAGUCAGCGAAGUGGUCAUAAUUGAUGGAUAUGGAGUUAUCGGUGGAUGUUUGACAAAUUCUUUCAUUAUGGAGCAAGGAAUUCUACAAAGUAGAAUGAAGAACUUUCCCUAAAAUGAGAGACAUGUGAGGAUGACAAGAAUGAUAAUGCUAAUACAUUUUGGUAAAACAAAACAAAAACUGACAGACGACAGUGUAUACAGUUAUAUUGUAAUUAGUUCAGCUGACUUCAUUGACAUCAGACUUUUAUCAGAAAUGCGUAUUACUUUCUGCUGUAUUAUUUUAGCAGUUGCCAUAGUCCUCAACUUGGUCAUACUGUAUUAUGUUUCCCAAGUCCAACAGAGAAUGAUGCAGAAACACAAAGAGCCAGUAAAGACAGGCCUGCUGCAACCAUCUUCCACUACAAUUGCUGGAAUAACUGUACUUGUACGAGAAUUUGAAGACUUUGAGAAUUACAUUCCAGAUGUCAUUCAGUCUUUCUUAAAACAAAAAACAGAACAGCCCAUUUUGAUAUUUGCUGACAAAUUGCCAUACCCUCCUUUAACUUUACCCAGUAGGACUAAUGUCCAGAUAGUGCUUCUUAAAACAUUACUAGACCAGCCUGCUCGUAUUUUUAAACCUGAAUUCCAUGUCCGAACAGAAUACAUAUUAUUAGUACCUGAUGGAAUUCAGCUUGAUAACCCAAAACAGCUUGAGAGACUUUUGCAAGAGCUUGAUUCUCAGAAUGGUAGAGUUCGAAUGGUUGCCGCUCCUGUUCUGUCUGCUGCUUCAGUUCGGUGCCUAGAUCUUAAGGUGAACAUAAAAGAGUGGACUAUUAUAUAUAGCGUGGCCUCCUCUUUUGAUGAAUGUAGUGCAUUAACUGGCAAUGUGGUCAUCUUGCUUAAAACAAAGGACUUUUUUGACUUGCCUUUACCUUUAGCCAGACCACUGAUUACCUCCAUUUUUAUUCAGACUUCUGUACGUGGAUGGACAGUCAGGAUUCUUGAUGAUGUCACAUUUCUGCCAUCUCACCAACCUUUAUUUACUUCAUCUCAUAACCAGUGGAAAGCAGAUAACCUUGUUAAAGAAAGAACGGUACAGCUUUUUAGACAGUUUGACAUUAAACGAGUGAUUGACGUAGAUGGAAAGGAACAGUGGUAUGGAUGCAGAAAAGAAACCUCAAGAUGUUUUGGCACUGUACAUGAUGAUACUCCAGACUAUCUCUACCAAAACCGUUGGACUCCUCCAUGCUGUCUCAGAGCAUUGCGAGAAACUACAAAAUAUGUCAUAAGCAUCUUAGAGAGCUCUGGUGUUCGUUACUGGUUAGAGGGUGGAACACUUUUAGGUGCUGCUCGCCAUAAAGACUUAAUUCCAUGGGAUUAUGAUGUGGAUUUAGGCAUAUAUCUAGAAGAUAUUCCUAACUGUGACGUUCUUCAAAGCUUGGAUUCUGGUUCCAUAGUAGAUGAAAAUGGGUAUGUGUGGGAAAAAGCUAUAGAGGGUGAUUUCUACAGAGUGCAGUACAGUGAAUCCAACCAUUUGCAUGUUGACCUUUGGCCAUUUUACUCUAAAAAUGGUGUCAUGACGAAAGACACAUGGACAGGCCAUAAGCAAGAUAUUGAAUUUCCUGAGCAUUUUCUAAAGCCAUUAGUUCCCAUGCAAUUUGCUGGGAUCACAGCCUAUGCUCCAAAUAAUCACAGGGCUUUUCUGGAGUUAAAGUUUGGAGCUGGGGUAAUUGAAAACCCCCAGUACCCAAAUCCACAAAAGAAGAAACUUGAGUAAUUGGGAGUUGGUGUUAGACUUUUCUGGAAAUUGUGUAUCAAGUAGCACUGUACAAUAAAACGCCAAAUGGUCUUCCCUAAGGUAUACACUAGUAACUGGGAAAGUUGGCAUUUUUUACUUUGUGUUCUUGCUGUGUAAGUCAAAUUUAUUUCAGCUGCAGCUGUUUUAUAAAGAUGCUCAAGUACGACUCAUGAAUUAGGUGCUCAGGGUACUGGGUACUGACUAGGUGUGAGAAGCACAAUCAGCUCUAGGGAGACAGCCGUGUGCUUGGAACAACCACACAGUACAUUGGAAAUUCAGUUUGGGCUUUUUACACAGUUUGAUUUGUUGAAUGAAAAAAGGUGGAAAAUCUCAACUUGACGAGAAUAGGUCUUUUAGGGUUGCAACUGUUGAAUGUUUGUAGAAGGUGGAAAUGUCAUCUUCACCGGAAUUAACAAUUAAGGAUCUGCACUCUGAGUAUUUGUAGAAACUAUGCAGCUUCUACAUGUGUUCACUAAGUUUCAGAAUCACAAAGGGUAGGAGGUGAGGAAUUUUUGGCUUCAGGUAGAAGCAUCACUGAAUCAUAUUUACAAAGUAUUUGUUUUCUCAGAAAUUAUUGAUGUCAUAGUCUCUUGAAUUCUAAGCCACAUUUAUGAAAUUGUUCAGUAGCCACUCUGUGUGACAUUUUUCUGUUUAAUUUAUUGGUCAGCUCUCUAAAAUAGUACUGUAAUGUGUUGUUAAUUAACUUGUGUUAAGAAACCAAGGCGCACCUCAGUACAUUUUCAAAGUAUGAAGUCAAUUAAUUUUCUGCUACUUCUCACUUUACAUGAUGUUCCAUGUAGACACAACUGGUCAUCCUUCUGUAUGUAAUUUUGUCAUAACUCUGGGGUAAAAUUACCUCUGAUGUAUUUAUUUUUUUAUUUUCGGGCUGUCUAUCCCUUGCUACUAACCUCUACCCAUUCUGCUUUUAGCUCAUUCAAUCAUCUCUCACUCCUCUUAAUAUCUGGGGUGGGGGAGGCUAGCCAAAUCCUGCUGUAACCAUGCAAGUAAGCUCUUCCUCUUCAGUGAGAGAGCAACCCUAUGGUCUUUUAAGCCUUAGACUGAUGAACCUUCCCGUCCCCUUCUUGUCCAGGCAGAGGUCUGCCUGAAUUAUGAUGUCAUUCUAUAGGUGGCCCCUUCGUCUCCAGAGAGAGAGCAUGAGGGAGAGCGACCUUGCAGUCCAUUUCCUUUAAGACUGCCUUUUCCCCUCUUAAGGGAGGCAAGAGCUAGGGGCAGGCAUCUUAUAUGUGGCUAGGGAUGGGGAUUUUUUUGGUAUGCAGAAGAAGGGAUUCCAUAACUGUGGAGUCUUUACCACCCAUGAUAUCAGCUUGUUCCUGCCCCCAAUUGCUAAAACAAGCAAUAGCCUAUCUGUAGGCAGGGAACUGUGCUAGUUCUCCUCCGAGGUGUACCCCAAUUGCUAAAACAAGCAAUAGCCUAUCUGUAGGCAGGGAACUGUGCUAGUUUCUCCUCCAAGGUGUACCCCAACUUUAAACAGUACCUCAGUAAUCGGUCAUAAUCUACCCAGUCCCACUUCCCACCCUCACCCAGUUCUUCAAAUACCCAAGCUGCUAAUUGAAUGUGGAUCACCGGGAUCAUAAUCAGGGCUCCAUCCCUAUAAAAUACACUGCUGUCAUUUUUUUUCUGUGAAUAAAAACAUGGUGUUCUGUGUAGUGCUGUAAAGGCUGAUGGCGUCCUUUGCUUUGCAUUGUGUAUGCACAAGCACUACCUUUAGAAAUUUUAGUAAUUUGGCAAUGUUACAUAUACUGUAAGCAUCUAGAAACCUGUUUUUAACUCAUAAAAUCUAACAAACAAGGACUGCCCCUUUACCUCUCCAUCUUCUGCAAACCAUCAUAAGAUAUAAACUGCUAUUAAUAAAAUAUGCCACUUUGCACUGCUGGCCCAACCAUAGACACACCACUGACAACUUUUAGAAAUAAAAAAACUGUCCUCUAGUCACCAAAUGAGCAACAUUCCUCCUUUGUUCACAUAUCUAUCAAUGAUCCCAAGUGGGCCCACUGUCCCUAAGGACAAAAUUACAGGUAAAACAGACUUCGCACUGAGAGUUAGUUAAGAGGAAUGACUAAUGCUAAAAAGAUGAUUCAAUAACCGCCACAGGAAAAAGAGCAUUUGGAAAGCGAGGGCCAGACACCAAGAAUCAAGUGCCAGCUGAAAUCGGCAACUAAACACUGUAAACAUAUUCAAAAACAAAUUAAAAGACCCCCUGUUUAGUACCACCAAAUAAAAUAAAGUUCAUGCUUCAGAGGUGAUGGGUAAAUGUACACUUAUGCAUUUCUUUAUGUAAUGUAUUGCAUUAUUUGCAUAUAUUUCCACAUUUAAAUAGCCUUUGCUUCCCACAAGUUCUAAUCAUCUGUUUAAUUUAUACAUUUGCUUUCUAUGGUCUUAACUGUAUACGUCUGACCAGUAAGUGUAUAUAUAUUUCAUGUGUAAGUUACUAUUGCUACAAUCACAUGCUUACUGUCCUAAGUCGUGCAUUUGCUUUUGUCUUUCUUAUACUUGAUCUGUGUACACCUGUUACUUUAUUAUUUGUAAUGCACUACUGUUCCCAGGUCUUGGCUGUAAAGGGUCUGUCUACUAGUCCACUUAUCUGAUUAACAAACUGAAAUAAAGAAAUAAUUAAA